UUGGUGACACACUCUCAUUACUUCUGAUCAUCCUCGUCUGCCACAGAAAAAAGGAUUACAAAGAGAUGCAUACAUUGUACUUGGUUGUGGCAUGUGCUAUCUUCCAUCUUUUUCUCUUUCCAAAUACCUUUUGCCUUGCUGAUACCAACAUGAAAUCAGGUUCUCAAUGCUCAGAAGCUGAUUAUUCUGACAGUGAUAGCACACUCCAGACCAAUCUGAGGAGUUUGUUGGAUUCCCUUGUAUCUAACGUAGUGGAACACCAUGGUUUUUACCAAAACGUUGUAGGAAAAAAGGCCAACAGGGUUUAUGGUACAGUGUUAUGCAGAGGGGACAUAUCUGCUACCAAUUGUUCUGAUUGCACCCUUAAUUCGACCAGAGAAGCCACAAAUGAUUGUCCUAUGAGGAAUGAUGUUACAAUUUGGUUUAGAUGGUGUUUCCUACGGUACUCAAAUGAGAGCUUCUUUGGAGAUAUGCAACAGAGAGCUAUGACAGUGACGAAUGAAACCGACUUUGAUGAGCCGUCAGUGGUCUCAGAAGGCCUUCCCUUCAUGAGUAGAGUGGCGGCUGAGGCUGCAGACAAGUCAUUCAUGUUCCACACAGCAGUACUGAAUACAAGUAAAAGUGGGAAGAGGUAUGGCAUGGCUCAAUGCACCAGAGAUAUCAAUAGGGAGGAUUGCAGAAGGUGCUUGGAUGCUCAGUUGCUCACUUUCAGAACUGUCAUUGGAAACAAAAGAAGAUGGGAAAUUUAUGGAUCUAAUUGCUUUAUGUGGUACAAUGACUAUCAGUUUUAUUCUAAUGCCUCUACACUUCUCAGUGCUGCUUGGAGGCCCUCUUCUUCUUCUUGCACAUCAUUAAUGAUUGGCUUGACUCUUGCUGUCUCGGCUGCCCUUUUGGUGUUUUUUUAAGUAUCAUGUGACCCUUAUUUUACAAGUUCUUUUAGAAUGUCAAGAAUUUGCAACGGGUGAUUAUUUAAUUCAAUUUUCAUUACUUCUUCUGUGGGAUUUGGUUUUUUGAGAGAUGAUUUAGGACUGCAGAUGCAUAUAUGUGCUGCAAAACUUCUCUUAUUCUGUAUGCCUUCCUUAUUAUUAUUUUAUUUGUUUGU
Vigna unguiculata (cowpea) is the source of this 1102-nucleotide messenger RNA. RefSeq names its product antimicrobial ginkbilobin-2-like protein. The record is from RefSeq and is a predicted model, not a curated record. Lineage: Eukaryota; Viridiplantae; Streptophyta; Magnoliopsida; Fabales; Fabaceae.